AUGACCGACACCACCGAACUAGCAAAAGGCUAUACAUUCGUCAGCACCACCCAGUAUCAAGCCGGCCUACAUCUCCUCCAAAAACUCGCCAUCACGCCCACCACGCGCAUUCUCGACAUCGGAUGCGGGCCCGGUAAUCUCACAUCCCACAUCGCAUCACUUGUGGGUCCAAAAGGAAAUGUCAUCGGUAUAGAUCCGAGUAAAGAGCGCAUUGCACUCGCACUCGAGAGUUUUAGACACACGACCAAUCUAUCGUUUCAUGAAGGAAUAGCUGAAGAUCUUUCGAGAUUCGAAAAUGCGAGUUUCGAUAUCGUGUUUAUGAACUCUACAUUCCACUGGGUGACGGAUCAAGCUGCCGCACUUACCGAAUGUUUCCGUGUUUUGAAACCUGGAGGGAAAUUGGGGAUUUCCGGGGGGUCGGGGGAUUAUAUCGCUAUACAUGAGAAGAUCAAAGCGGCCGUUUUAUCUCGAGAUCCAUACUGCAAAUACCCGGAAGAAAACCCGCCGAGAUUUCUUAAGCAGGGGGAGAUUGAAGUCUUGCUUGAUAAUGCUGGGUUUUCCAGACGGGAAAUUGGCGUGAAUAGAAUCGUAAAGGAGGCGAGAGAUGCAGAGGGGAUGAUGGAGUGGUUGGAUACGAGUUCGUCGGGGAAAACUUAUGGGGGGAUACCGGUGGGGUUGAGAGGGGCAGCGAAAGAGGAGAUGAUGAGGGAGUGGGAGAAGGUGAGUACGGAGGAGGGAAUAAGAAUGGAGAUGGAGUUGUUGGUUACGGUUGCUUUCAAGGGGUAA
Messenger RNA from Sclerotinia borealis F-4128, 786 nucleotides. The record is from the annotation of a GenBank genome assembly. NCBI's taxonomy places the organism in Eukaryota, Fungi, Ascomycota, Leotiomycetes, Helotiales, Sclerotiniaceae.